Messenger RNA from Odobenus rosmarus divergens (Pacific walrus), 1700 nucleotides. Its product is annotated as cytochrome P450 1A2-like. The transcript is spliced from 7 exons. NCBI's taxonomy places the organism in Eukaryota, Metazoa, Chordata, Mammalia, Carnivora, Odobenidae. The record is from RefSeq and is a predicted model, not a curated record. Gene Ontology annotation, biological process: hormone biosynthetic process; progesterone metabolic process. Gene Ontology annotation, molecular function: iron ion binding; heme binding; oxidoreductase activity, acting on paired donors, with incorporation or reduction of molecular oxygen, reduced flavin or flavoprotein as one donor, and incorporation of one atom of oxygen. Bases 57 to 1595 code for a protein of 512 amino acids.
GUACCAGCCUCCACAAGCCUGCUGAUUUCAAGCACCUGCCUCUACAGUUGGUACAGAUGGCAUUGUCCCAGAUGACCACAGAGCUUCUCCUGGCCUCUGCCAUCUUCUGCCUGGUGCUCUGGGUGUUCAAGGCCUGGCAGCCUCGGGUUCCCAAAGGCCUGAAGAGUCCCCCGGGGCCCUGGGGCUGGCCCCUGCUGGGGAACAUGCUGACCUUGAGAAAGAACCCACAUCUGGCGCUGUCCAGGCUGAGCCAGCGUUAUGGGGACGUGCUGCAAAUCCACAUUGGCUCCACACCCGUGCUGGUGCUCAGCGGCCUGGACACCAUCCGGCAAGCCCUGGUGCAACAGGGUGAGGAUUUCAAGGGCCGGCCUGACCUCUACAGCUUCACUCUGAUUACUGAUGGCCAAAGCAUGUCCUUCAGCCCAGACUCUGGACCAGUGUGGGCUGCCCGCAGGCGCCUGGCCCAGAACGCCCUGAACAGUUUCUCCAUUGCCUCAGACCCGGGUUCCUCAUCCUCCUGCUACCUGGAAGAGCAUGUGAGCAAGGAGGCUGAGGCCCUCCUCAGCAGGUUGCUGGAACAGAUGGCAGAGGUUGGGCACUUUGACCCCUACAACCAAGUGCUGCUCUCAGUGGCCAAUGUCAUUGGUGCCAUGUGCUUUGGGCAGCACUUCCCUCAGCGCAAUGAGGAAAUGCUCAGCCUUAUAAAGAGCAGCAAAGAUUUUGUGGAGACUGCCUCCUCCGGGAACCCUGUGGACUUCUUCCCCAUCCUGCAAUGUAUGCCCAACCCCACCUUGCAGAGAUUCAAGGCCUUUAACCAGAAGUUACUGCAGUUCCUGCAGAAAAUUGUGCAGGAGCACUACCAGGACUUUGACGAGAGCAGCAUCCAGGACAUCACAGGCGCCCUCUUAAAGCACAAUGAGAAGGGCUCCAGAGCUGGUGGUGGCCACAUCCCCCAUGAGAAGAUCGUCAACCUUAUCUAUGACAUUUUUGGGGCAGGAUUUGACACCAUCACAACGGCCAUCUCCUGGAGCCUCAUAUACCUUGUGACAAACCCCGAGAUACAGAGAAAGAUCCAGGAGGAGUUGGACACAGUGACUGGCAGGGCCCGGCAGCCCCGGCUCUCCGACAGACCCCAGCUGCCCUAUAUGGAGGCCUUCAUCCUGGAGAUCUUCCGACACACCUCCUUCGUCCCCUUCACCAUCCCGCACAGCACGACAAGGGACACGACACUGAAAGGCUUCUACAUCCCCAAGGAACGCUGUGUCUUCAUAAACCAGUGGCACGUCAAUCAUGACCAAAAGGUGUGGGGUGAUCCAUUUGAGUUCCGACCAGAGCGAUUCUUCACUGCUGAUGGCACCUCAAUCAACAAGACCUUGAGCGAGAAGGUGAUGAUCUUUGGCAUGGGCAAGCGCCGGUGCAUAGGGGAGGUCCUGGCCAAGUGGGAGAUCUUCCUCUUCCUAGCCAUCUUGCUGCAGCAGCUGGAGUUCAGUGUGCCAGCAGGUGUGACAGUAGACCUAACCCCCAUCUAUGGGCUGACCAUGAAGCACACCCACUGUGAGCAUGUCCAGGCACGGCCACGCUUCUUCACCGAGUGAAGGCAUCGACAUGCCAAAGCAGAGGGAGGGGUAAGGAUCACCCAUGGGGCCUCAGCCCUUGUUUUUAUCCUUUUCUUAAAUAAAAGCUUUAUGGAGGCAUAAUAU